Molecule: messenger RNA, 1327 nt
Organism: Panonychus citri (citrus red mite)
Lineage: Eukaryota; Metazoa; Arthropoda; Arachnida; Trombidiformes; Tetranychidae
Product: zinc finger C4H2 domain-containing protein-like
Exons: 2
Coding region: 328-1200 (290 amino acids)
Biological process (GO): positive regulation of neuron differentiation
Cellular component (GO): nucleus
Source: RefSeq, a predicted model, not a curated record
CAUUAAAGAUUAUGAAAUAUUUUCAUUGGAUCGAAAUGAAUUGUGAUUAAGUUUUUCACUUAAAAGUUUAAUUUGAAUGGUUUGUGGUUAAUUGUUUCAAUUAACAAUUGAUUAAGUGUUGAUCUUAGAUUGAAAUUAGAAGGACAAUGUCCCUGAUUGGUCAAGUGAAGGCCCACAUGUGAUUGGGGCUGAAAUUGUCUCUUAAUUACCUUCUUGGUGUGAAGUUUGGGUUGAGAAGAAAAAAAAUUUUCUCUUUUGUUUUUUUUUUGUCUAUUUAUUUUUCUUUUUUAUUUUAAUUACUUGAUUAACUAAUUUUUUAUAUUGACAAUGUCAAGUUUAUCUUCAAGUCUUCAUAUUUUAACUCCCGAUGAUGAGAUUAACAUGAGGAAAUUGGAAUGUCUUAAGGAGCUAAGAAAUGUAACAUUGGAAUUACAUGAGAGAAAAUCACGUUUACAUGGUUCAUUGAAAGCCAUGGAUGAGGAAUCUAAAUACCUGGAGACUUAUAAACAGGAGAAAGAGUUGAUUGAACAAGAAAAGUUGGCUCAUGCUGAGGAAUUAAGAUUAAUUCAUACUGAUUUACACCAAAUGGAAUCAAUUAUUCAAGAAUCUGAAACGGAAGCUGAUCACCAUCUUACUUUAGCAAGAAGUUUAAUGUUAGAAUGGCAGCAACUCGCCGAUCGAGCAAAUAAGAUGAGAUCUUCUUUGGGCCUUGAAAAGUUGACAAGUUUACCAGAGGAAGAAAAAUUGAGAAGCGAAUUUACAAAAAGCUCAGAUCGAAAUGAUAUCGGAUUUGCUCAUUCAAAUCAAACGCGAGAUUUAAUCAAUGGAUUUAAACCUCUUCUCAUGAUUGCGAAUCAGCAUCAAUCCAAUCAACAACAUCCCUUUUUAUUUCCAUCUUCAACAGCCUCAAGUUCAAGAGAUUACAAACCAUCACUUUUGCCCAGUUCAUCGGCUAUUGGACUUUCAUCUUUAAUCAACCCGAUUCAUGGGCCACCUUCGGGAUUAAUGUCCACUGGAUCGUCAAGUAGCAUUUCCGAAAGGCCAUCGAAUCGAUCGUUCUGUCAACAACAACCCGCUCCAAUGAAAUCUUGUCUAACUUGCUUACAACAAAUUCAUCGAAAUGCACCAAUAUGCCCCAACUGUAAGGCCAAAAGUCGAUCCAAAAAUCCGAAAAAACCCAAACGGAAAACGGAAGAUUAAACUAAGUUAAUCUCAAGUUCAUCUCGAGUUCAUCUUUUUUUCAUUCGCAUCUCAAUUCAUUGGUUCAUCAUCUCACUUCAUCUUAUUUUCACCUUUUUAAAAAUAAAUUGACUUGGAAUAAGGAUAA